Molecule: messenger RNA, 351 nt
Organism: Gymnogyps californianus (California condor)
Lineage: Eukaryota; Metazoa; Chordata; Aves; Accipitriformes; Cathartidae
Product: feather beta keratin-like
Exons: 2
Coding region: 1-351 (116 amino acids)
Cellular component (GO): intermediate filament
Molecular function (GO): structural constituent of cytoskeleton
Source: RefSeq, a predicted model, not a curated record
AUGCCUUGUGCCCGGUCCUCCGCGAGAGUUCAAGGUGUACGUCCUCGCCGAGCGAUGUCCUGCUACGACCUGUGCCUGCCCUCCUCCUGCAGCCCCCGGCCGCUGGCCACCAGCUGCAACCAGCCCUGCUUCCGCCGCUGCGGGGACUCCACCACCGUCAUCCAGCCCCCCACCGUCGUGGUCACCCUGCCCGGGCCCAUCCUCAGCUCCUACUCGCAAAACACGACGGUGGGGUCCACGGCGUCGGCGGCGGUUGGGAAUUACCUCCGGUGCUGCGGGGUCCCCGUGGCCUCCGGCGGUCCCCGGGGGCGGGGGAAGGGGGGACUGCUGUGCCUGGGCAGCGGGCUGUAG